Molecule: messenger RNA, 2186 nt
Organism: Rhinichthys klamathensis goyatoka
Lineage: Eukaryota; Metazoa; Chordata; Actinopteri; Cypriniformes; Leuciscidae
Gene: atp6v0d1
Product: ATPase H+ transporting V0 subunit d1
Exons: 8
Coding region: 95-1147 (350 amino acids)
Biological process (GO): vacuolar transport; proton transmembrane transport; vacuolar acidification
Cellular component (GO): early endosome; vacuolar proton-transporting V-type ATPase complex; plasma membrane proton-transporting V-type ATPase complex
Molecular function (GO): proton-transporting ATPase activity, rotational mechanism
Source: RefSeq, a predicted model, not a curated record
UCGUUCACGAAUCGGACAGCACUGUCAAUCAGGACUGCGGAGCUACAUCUUGCUUUUUCUGUAGCUAGUACACAGUUAGUCUUAUUUUUUCACCAUGCCUUUCUCUGAAUUAUAUUUUAAUGUGGAUAAUGGUUAUCUGGAGGGGCUGGUGAGAGGUUUUAAGGCUGGUAUUUUAUCUCAGGCGGAUUAUUUGAACCUUGUUCAAUGUGAAACUCUGGAAGACCUGAAGCUUCAUUUGCAGAGCACUGACUAUGGAAGUUUCCUGGCCAAUGAAGCCUCCCCCCUCACUGUCUCCGUCAUUGAUGACAAACUAAAAGAGAAGAUGGUGGUUGAGUUCCGCCAUAUGAGGAACCAGUCUUAUGAGCCUCUGGCCAGCUUCAUGGAUUUCAUCACAUACAGCUAUAUGAUUGACAACGUCAUCCUGCUUAUCACUGGAACUCUGCAUCAGCGGGCCAUCUCUGAGCUGGUGCCCAAGUGCCAUCCGCUUGGCAGCUUCGAACAGAUGGAGGCCGUUAACAUUGCCCAGACUCCAGCAGAGCUCUAUAAUGCCAUCCUGGUGGAUACACCACUUGCUGCUUUCUUUCAGGACUGCAUCUCUGAGCAGGAUUUGGAUGAGAUGAACAUUGAAAUAAUUCGGAACACCCUUUACAAGGCGUAUCUCGAAGCUUUCUACAAGUUCUGUUCCUCACUGGGGGGAACAACCGCAGACACCAUGUGUCCAAUUCUGGAGUUUGAGGCAGACAGAAGGGCUUUCAUCAUUACCAUUAACUCCUUUGGUACGGAGCUCUCCAAAGAAGACCGAGCGAAACUUUUCCCUCACUGUGGCAAGCUCUACCCAGAGGGUCUAGCACAGCUAGCCCGCGCAGAUGAUUACGAGCAGGUCAAAGCUGUCGCUGAGUACUACCCUGAAUACAAGCUUCUCUUUGAGGGUGCUGGCAGCAACCCAGGAGACAAAACCCUUGAGGAUCGCUUUUUUGAACACGAGGUGAAACUUAAUAAGCUGGCCUUCCUGAAUCAGUUUCAUUUCAGCGUGUUCUAUGCCUAUGUCAAAUUGAAGGAACAAGAGUGCCGGAACAUUGUGUGGAUUGCAGAGUGUAUCGCCCAAAGGCACCGGGCUAAGAUUGACAACUACAUCCCCAUAUUCUAAUGGUACAUAAUAUCAGUCUUGAAUAAUGAUCCACAUGGCAUGUAUUAACUGUACUCUGUUAUGUUGAUUCUGAAAAUGAUGAUUCUGUCUCCUCCCUGUUUCUUGCACUAUGCCACUCUUACCUUUCAUUGUGAUUGUCUUUAUUAGAGUAAAUUAUCGUUUGUUUUUGUCUGACAGACAAAGCAAUGCAGUUAGCAUUCCAUCUCAAAACUUAGGAUUUUUUUAAAUGAAAAGUUUUAUAAAAGUAGUCAAUGUUAUUUUGCUUCAUAAUAUUAUGACUGUGUAACAAUGUCACCUAGAAACCAAUCACAGCCCUUUGCAAGUAAAUAAAUGCAGGGAGUUACAGGAAAACAGGAGAGUUUAUGUUUUAGUGAAACAUAACUAAAGAGAGAUCUAUUGUCAUACUCUUCCUGUGUAAGGCUAAGAAAACAUGCAUUCCAUCAUUAUUGUUUAUGCAUUGAAUACUUUUUCAAUUAAUGUACAUUUUCAGAUUAUAAACUCCCUGAACUCGGGAUCUUAGAGGAUCCAGUAUCCACAUCUGAUGAGGCUUAGAUAACCACUGCUAAUCUAGACAGCUGUCCUUAUUCAUGAAACAAGCAGAAUGAAUUUCAGUAUAAAUUUUACAUACAAGCUUUUUUGUGUAAAUUGUUGGAUUCAAUGCAACAACACGGUUUACGUAAGCAUGGAUUUAUAAUUGAUUUACAGAGAAAUUGUUUUCCAUGUGUUUCAUGAAUACGGAACAGUAGGAUUAUCCUUAUAAAAAAGAGAAAUGUGGGCGAUUUACACGAAAAUGUUUUUUUGUGUUUAGAUUGUUCAUAAUGUAUGUUUGUUAAAAUGAGAAUUGUGUGCUUGCCAUUUGUAAAUUUGUGCUGACAUAAUUUAUGGAGUAGAUCAUAUUUCAUGAUUGACAGCUGAAUUGGUGAGGUCUAAUGGAUCUAGUAUUAAGAAAGACCAUGCCCUCUUGCAAUGUAAAAUCUAUUGUACUGUUGUAACCAUAAUGUUUGUGUUUUAAGUGAUCUAAAUGAAGUCUAUAUAUAUA